UUAAAAUAAACAGUGUUCUCUCAUUAGUCUCUUAGCAGCCCUCAAGUGCGGUUCGGUGCUCGUCAACAUUUGCGAAAAAAUUGAAACUUAUAUCAGAAUGAAGCAAAUUUAUUUCAUUUUAGCAAUUUUAUUUAGUGCUUAUCAAAAUUUCACUUAUGGAUUACAAUUUACGGAUUGCGGUUCCAAAACUGGCAAGUUUACAAAAGUCGUAGUGUCCGACUGCGAUACUACAAAGAACGAAUGCAUACUUAAACGUAAUACCACCGCAUCCAUUACAAUUGACUUCUCUUUAGCUGAGGAAGUAACUGCUAUUAAAACAGUUGUGCAUGGCAAAGUUUUGGGUGUGGAAAUGCCAUUCCAUUUACAGAAUCCCGAUGCUUGUGUUGAUAGCGGAUUAAAAUGUCCUUUGGAAAAAGAUGAGACAUAUGAAUACAUCGCUUCUUUACCUGUACUCAAAUCUUACCCAAAAGUUACUGUUUUAGUGAAAUGGGAAUUACAAGAUCAAAAUGGCGAUGAUAUCGUUUGCGUUGAGAUACCUGCUAAAAUCCAGUAAAACAUUAAAUGUUAAUAAACUAUAAUAUAUAUAGAAUACUCGAAAAUUUAAAAUUAUUAUAUUUUUAGUGAUUGUA
This is a messenger RNA of Teleopsis dalmanni, 629 nucleotides long. RefSeq names its product NPC intracellular cholesterol transporter 2 homolog a (gene Npc2a). Gene Ontology annotation, molecular function: sterol binding. The record is from RefSeq and is a predicted model, not a curated record. The transcript is spliced from 4 exons. Lineage: Eukaryota; Metazoa; Arthropoda; Insecta; Diptera; Diopsidae. The coding region runs from base 98 to 553 and encodes 151 amino acids. Gene Ontology annotation, biological process: intracellular cholesterol transport.